This is a messenger RNA of Pseudoliparis swirei, 4087 nucleotides long. RefSeq names its product transcription factor AP-4 (activating enhancer binding protein 4) (gene tfap4). Gene Ontology annotation, molecular function: protein dimerization activity; RNA polymerase II cis-regulatory region sequence-specific DNA binding; DNA-binding transcription factor activity, RNA polymerase II-specific. The transcript is spliced from 7 exons. The record is from RefSeq and is a predicted model, not a curated record. Gene Ontology annotation, cellular component: nucleus. The coding region runs from base 210 to 1211 and encodes 333 amino acids. Gene Ontology annotation, biological process: regulation of transcription by RNA polymerase II. NCBI's taxonomy places the organism in Eukaryota, Metazoa, Chordata, Actinopteri, Perciformes, Liparidae.
CCCAUCAGCUGGAAGUCGAGUAGCAUUACAACUCUCAGCAGCCUGAAACUAUUACAUUACAGACGAGAGAUUCUUACCGUCUGAGGAUUUAACCCGCGUCGGAUCACGGGAUUUAUUCUCUCUAACGUCGGGAUUUUUCUUUUAUUCUACGGAGACUGUUUGCUAUUUUUUUUUUUAAGAGCAGGGGGGCAAACUGGCAAGAGGAGAGCAUGGAGUAUUUCAUGGUUCCAGCUCAGAAGGUGCCCUCCUUGCAACAUUUCAGGAAAACGGAGAAAGAAGUGAUUGGAGGUCUUUGUAGUCUGGCCAACAUUCCUCUGACCCCAGAAACCGCCCGGGACCAGGAGAGGCGAAUUCGCAGAGAGAUUGCCAACAGCAACGAGCGUCGGCGCAUGCAGAGCAUCAAUUCUGGAUUCCAGUCACUUAAAACACUCAUCCCACACUGUGACGGAGAGAAGCUCAGCAAGGCUGCCAUCCUGCAACAGACGGCAGAGUACAUCUUUGCUUUGGAGCAGGAGAAGACGCGUCUUCUGCAGCAGACCAGUCAGCUCAAACGAAUCAUACAAGAGUUAAGCGGUUCCUCUCCGAAGAGGCGGCGUGCGGAGGAGAAAGACGAAGGGAUUGGCUCGCCAGACAUCCUGGAGGAGGAGAAGGUGGAGGACUUGAGGAGGGAGAUGAUUGAGUUGAGGCAGCAGCUGGAGAAAGAGCGCUCAGUCAGGAUGAUCCUGGAAGAACAGAUGCGGUCCCUGGAUGACCAGUUGUACCCAGAGACACUGAAAGCAAUCAGCCAGCAGGUCCAGGAGCAGCUGACCCAAACCCAGAGCCUUGGCCGUCUGCAGAAGAACAAGCAGCUGGAGGGGGACCGUACUCCAGCCCACAGCCCUCAGGUGUUGACCCCAACUACCCCCCCUGCACCUACACACCAUGCCACGGUAAUCGUCCCCGCACCUGUCCAACCUGCCCCACCCCAUCAUGUCACCGUGGUAACCAUGGGCCAGACGUCGGUCAUCAACACAGCGUCCACAUCUCGACAUAACCUGGACACCAUUGUUCAAGCGAUCCAGCACAUCGAGGGCACCCAGGGGAAGGGCUGCGUCGGCGAGGAAGAGCAGCGGAGGGUGGUCAUCGUCACUUCUGGUCGUGCCCUCUCUGAUGCAGCGGCCUCUGACACGGCCUCAAACAGCGACGGGCCCGACGACUGUUCACUGCCCUGAGUUCAUCUCUGACGUUGCGCACGUUGUACACUUACACACACGCGCACACACACACACACACACACAAAAGGCCCAGGCAGUGCGGGGCUGCAGGAGGCUUCACAUCCACAGCACUCUUGUUCGGUGGACAUUUAAUAGAGCUGAUAGACAGAUUGAAGCACUCGUUUUAGUUUUUUCUUUCUUUUCAGUCCACACUCAUACGUGUUUAUUUGGUUGUGAUAGGCAGCCCAAAUAGGUUUACACUCAUACAUGUGAUCUCUUCUGCAUAUUUCUUCUGCUUAAACCCCCUGCUCUUUCACACACAUGAACUCUUUUCUCUUUAUUAUACUAUAGAGAGGUUAUUAGAGCAACUACUUCACUGACGCUCUCUAAAGGCUCCAUGACACUGGAUAGUUGAGUGUCUGCUAAACAUCACCAGUAAUCUCCAGGACUGCCCUCUUCAUUCGGCCCUGAAGCCAUGUGACUGAUCCACGAAACCGGAGACAAAGAGCCCAGCUGUGUGGCGUCAACACCACCCAACAGCACAGCAUUUUGGUUUCAGAUAAACAUCCUUUACACCUCCUUCUCUGAGUGGUUUGGACAGACGCUGUGAGCCGACACGACUGUUGGACUUCUGGAUGAAAGAAAAUGUUGUUUUACUCUUGUGAAGUCUACUUUUUCAUGUUUUGUUUCUUUAAAGCUCCUUUAUCCAGCAACUUAAAGUGAUUGUACCAGAGACGGGAAGAAGAAAAAACUGCGCAACAUCAAUGAGAAAUGAAACUGUUUUCAUGGCUGACUGGUGCUCACAAGAAAUGGAGCUACGGUCACGAGGAGAAAGUGCGCUUACAGGUUGUUGUUUUUUUGUUUGUUUGUAUGCCAUUUUUUUAUUGGGCUGGGUUCCCAGUAAACCUACAUCUGUCUAAUACAGGCCUGUUCUUUUUACUCAUGGCAUGACAAAAAUAUCAGUGCUUUGACAUGUCCUGACAACUUCCCCUCUUGAAUUUAAAAGCACCUAGCUUGGUAAAUAAGCUAAUCUGUGGGCACUUUUGAGUGAUUUCCACUUGUGCGUGUCCCAUUUUGCAUUUUGAAUCGGCCGGGCUUCACGGUGUCCCAGACUCUGGCAGUCUGCGACAGCACAGCUUUUGCCUUGAAGUUAAGGCAAGCGUAUAUGUGCACACAACACUCAUACAAAUAUGACUGAUAUACAAUCACUUGUUUGCGCAAUCGUAAAGGCUUGUUUUAUUCAGCCCAUCAAAGUGUCGUUUCUCGUCCACGUGUUGGGACAUCUAUCAAAGCAGACUAGACUUCAAAUACAAGGAAAGUGCCGGGUGAAAUUGUUCGACUGUGCCGUGGAGGUGACUGGGCUGACCACACAUGCUCUAUGCAUUAGUCUCUGUUGUGCGCUUUUUGUCUAGUGUGCCCUGUUUUUUACACGUUAGAUCGUACUUUAAAUGUAUUUGCCUGGAGCUGUUGGCUGACAGACAUUAAGACUUGUAGAGAGAGAGGCAGCAGCUUGCCUGACUAAUAGCCCGUGGGUGCAGGGAGGUGCUGUGAAGCCAGCCUUAACGUGGCCUCUGGGGCCUGAGAGAUGGACCUGAACACUUGCUCUGGGCUGGUUGGUGGCCACUGGAAUCCCUCUGGUUCACCCCUCGCCCUUCCGAACAGGUUUUAUACCCCCCGGGUGUGGUAGAACAUAUAAUCCCAGAUAUCUUGUCUAAUUUCCUAUGUUUUAUUGUGUUGGCCACGAACGUGAAAAGGUUUCUAGUGUACUAAUCCAUUUACGACACAAGCUCUCCUGAUAUUUCUUUCUCCCUAACGAUUCAAAUGUGUAUCCAGUCCUGGCCGACCGCUGGCCCCUUCAUGUGCACUAUUAAAGCCAGAUGUGUGGGGAAAAGCUUCCACAAUGAAAUGUUGACAUUCCACAACAUCAUACACCUUUUUUUCCAUGCCGGGUCUCAUUAUUAGGUACAUUAAGUGCUUUUGACACAUCAGUGCUAUUUUAUGAUUGCGUUGAGGGACAGCGUCAUAUUAGUGUCCUCUGCAUCAAUGCAUAGAUGGAGCUUGGAACUGCUGGACAGAUAAUGUGUUCAAUUGAACACAACCUCAUCAAUCGUGAUUCAUGUCAUGGAAUUGCCCUUUAAAGAAAUAUUGAUGUCAGCUGCACUGAAAUGACUGACACGACUGUCAAAUUGAAUCAUGGGACAUUUUCCCAGUACUUAUUACUCAAAGCAAGGGGAUUCCUGGAUAUUGAAAAUGUGUUCUACAAGCUCUGCGUUCUGUAGAGCCCUGUGCUUUUUCCUCCGAGGAUGUAUCUGCAUUUGAUGGUUUUCUGCUGAAUCCCAGACCAGUUUUGUACCAUCUGUGUUUGACUCUCUGUUUUGUGUGUUAGGAAAUGUUAGGUGGACAUAUCGGCUUGUCAGAUGAGUGGGGUGGGCGUGGGGAUCAUUAAAUAAGGUCAUGAUUACAAAGCACUUACUGUAAUAUACUGGAGACUGCCUCUUUCAUUUGUAUAAAGGGGCAUCUCCUCAGCUGAAGCUCUUUAGGUUGUGAGUAAAAGCCGCACAGCUGUGUAUCCCCCUUGUCCUCCAACAUCUUGCCCUGUUUGCCCCUCUCAUCUUUAUUUUUUUGGGGGACGCAAAAUCUUUUACGCUAUCUUUGUGUAUCAAUCGUCAAUAUCUCUUGUGUCCUUUCACAUUUCGCAGCUCCCUCUUCUCCCCCCUCCUUUUGUCUUAUCUGUAACUUUUUUUGUUUUGGUUAGACCUGUUGGUGCAUAUGGUUGUCAAGAAGCUAUUUUGUGUCCGUUUUUGUUUUUAAGAGAAAUGUUUUGGGGAUAAAGAGGCUUGUGCCUUUUGUAAAGACAGAAUAAUAAAGUUUGUACUUUGUUUUUUAUGAAUUGG